GUAGUUGUGUUGCUUAUCGUGCGUGGCGUGGUCGUGGCCCACAAAUUCACACAAUUGAUAGAUACGUACGACCAGACACAACAUUACAAUUCUUUUUAUUACAUUAUAGUUUCUUAAUUAACUAAUCAUUUUUUUAAGCUAUAUAAGAAACGCUAAAUAAUAUUCAAUUAUACACUUUCGAUUAGUAUCCUCUCAUAUUUCACAUUAUUUAAUUCCUGUUUUAGUAAAUACAAUUGAUGGCAUAAAGACCUAACCUUACCCUUUUGUACUUGUCAUGCUCUAGAUUCCAGGUCUUGGAUUCUUGAAUUUCCUAUACACGUAUUAUACAUCCCGUGUCUAGUAGUACAUAUAUGUAUAUGAUCCAAGCUCUAGAUACUAAGGCAAUUCACAUUCAUAUCAAUUAAUUAAACUAUUUAAUAGUUUAUAAAAAGAGUGACAAAUAAAGUGUUCAGUAGUUUUUAUAAUUUUACGAUUAUCUUGUGUACAUGAUAAAUGAGCUAUUAUGUCUAAUCAGUGUCAAAUAUCAAACAAAUCAUAUCGUGAAUUAGAAUUGCGUAGUUCGGAAUUAAAUGAUCAUCCAGGCAGUAAUUCAAGAUGUAGCAGAAAUUUUGGAAACAAUGUUGAACGUUCUAUGGAACUAUCCUCUGUAGUUGUUAUUCCAGAUGAUACAUUUACUGUAGUACAAGCUAUCAAUGCAUUAGGAUUUGGAAAAUUUCAAGUCAAAUUAUCUCUAUUUACGGGUCUCUGUUGGAUGGUGGACAGUAUGGAAAUAACAAUAUUAAGUAUUUUAAGUCCAUCAUUACAUUGUGACUGGGGCAUUACUAGAUAUCAACAAGCUUUAACAACUACGGUUGUUUUCCUAGGUAUGAUGUUAAGUUCUACAUUUUGGAGUAACUUGAGUGAUAGAUAUGGUAGCAAACAGUCUUUAACACUCUGUGCAAUUUUGUUACUUUACUACGCUUUCUUCAGUGCUUUUGCACCAAAUUUUCUAUGGAUUUUAUUACUUAGAGGAUUAGUUGGUUUUGCUAUUGGUUGUGUACCACAAUCAGUAACAUUGUAUGCAGAGUUUCUGCCAGCCAAACAAAGAGCAAAAUGUGUAAUCUUAUUAGAUUGCUUUUGGGCUCUUGGAGCCUGUUUCGAGGUAGCCAUAGCAUUAGUAAUAAUGCCAUACUUUGGUUGGAGAUGGCUUCUCAUUUUAUCUACAAUACCACUUCUUGUAUUUGCUAUUAUCACUCCUUGGUUACCAGAAUCUAUGAUAUUUGAUAUGUCAACUGGAAGAAUGGAUAAAGCUGUUUCUACAUUAGAACGAGUAGCAAGAGAAAAUAAGAAACCUUUACCUCCGGGAAGAUUAGUUAUGGAUCGUUUUUAUCAAGUGCAUCAUGGUAAAUUAAAAGAUGUACUGAGCAAAGAAAUGUGUAGGACAUCUACCCUACUUUGGCUUGUAUGGAUGAGUACAGCAUUUUGUUAUUAUGGUGUGGUAUUAAUGACAACAGAACUAUUCCAUACAUCAUCUGAGCAGUGCAGCUUUUGGGAAAAUAAAAAAGAAGAUACAUGUCAAUUGGAUUGCCGUUUAGAACGUAGUGAUUACAUUGAUCUUCUUUGGACAACAUUAGCUGAAUUCCCAGGAAUAUUUUCUACUAUUUUUGCGAUAGAAAAAAUCGGUAGAAGGAAAACAAUGGCUUUUCAAUUAGUAAUGUUUGCAAUGUUAAUUUGUUUUUUGGGUAGGGCCUGCCUAUUGAAUAGAAUCGCAUUGACACUUGCAAUUUUUCUUGCCAGAGGUUUAAUUGCUGGUGUUUUUCAAGCAGCUUAUGUAUACACUCCAGAAGUAUAUCCAACCCAUUUGCGUAGUGUUGGAGUAAGUACUUGCAGUGCCAUGGCUAGAAUUGGUGCGAUGGUCACACCAUACAUAGCACAAGUAUUUCUGCAGUGGUCUAUUACUGGAGCAAUGACAAUAUAUGCUGUAACAGCAUUAUGUGCUGCUGCAGCUACACUUGCUUUACCUGUUGAAACUAAAAAUCAAUCAUUACAUGAUUCAACGCAGGAAACAAGAUAAACUCAUUUAAAAUUUUCUUUUUUGUUGGUAUUACUGAAACAUAUUAACUAGAUACAAAAUAUAUUUUUGUUGAUGUAUUUUAUAUAGCAAUCUUUGCAUAAUGAAAA
This is a messenger RNA of Megalopta genalis, 2160 nucleotides long. Its product is annotated as synaptic vesicle 2-related protein. Gene Ontology annotation, molecular function: transmembrane transporter activity. The record is from RefSeq and is a predicted model, not a curated record. Gene Ontology annotation, biological process: transmembrane transport. Gene Ontology annotation, cellular component: membrane. NCBI's taxonomy places the organism in Eukaryota, Metazoa, Arthropoda, Insecta, Hymenoptera, Halictidae.